Messenger RNA from Poecilia reticulata (guppy), 3476 nucleotides. The record is from RefSeq and is a predicted model, not a curated record. Lineage: Eukaryota; Metazoa; Chordata; Actinopteri; Cyprinodontiformes; Poeciliidae.
GUUAAUGGGAGCCACGGAUGGAUUGUGAAGGUGUGGGAUAAUUACCACUCCAGGAAGGAAUAAUGCUGAUCUUCUUUUAAUGAAGAUAACCGAACCGGAGUACAACUGGAUAGUUUACGUGCUCUAACGCCGAUGCAGACGAACUUUACAUGUCCACACCAGAGUCAGCGAGCAUCCAGAACUAAAACAAAAACAUUCCCCCAGAACACACAACCGCUGCAUGCAGAAUUCCGUUAAUGAAUGCUGCAUAACAUCUGAAGCCAAUGAAACUGGAUAGUGGGAAACGAAGAGAUGUCAAAAUAAAUCAAACAUCUAUGUCCACAAAUAUGCUAACAGAAAAAUGGAUUUCUUUAAGCUCAAAAGUGAAUUUGCCUGUGGAAAACGUCAAAUGACUGAGCUGCAGGUCCAACAAACAACAGCACAUUGGCCAAAUGUUCAGGAGAUGAUGCCCUUCUGGCUUGAAAAAGCCAUCGCAUGGGGCCAAACUGACACUCCAGACACACGGAAAGACAUCUCCCUGCACUUGAAGAGACUGAGGGAUUUCUUCCAGGAGCUUCUCACAGAAAUCAGCAGUGUGAGCUCCACAACAGAAACCUUGAAUAGGCUUCCCUUAUUAGGUCAGCUUUUAGGCCGGCUGUGCUGGAACCCUCAUGUCACUGCAGAAGGUGCAAGUAGAGGACUUCUCCUCCAGUGUUUGUUGGCUCUGUAUUCUGAGCAUCCAAGCAAUGCAGUGGAAGGAAAAGCCAACCAGUGGAUACAGAAAGUCCUGUGUCAGCUGGCUACGGACGAAGAAGAUGGUGCAGCCGUGGCACUGAUGAAGCAUUUAGCAGUGCCAACCAAAGAAUACCAUCUUAAAGUGCUGAAAAAGAUGGUGACAAGAAUACAGGAAAGCAUUGGGAAUAGUCGGUGUUCUGUGAGCAGCACAAAUAAGGGGUGUUCAUGUAGCAGUGUUUGGGCUGCGUCAGAGGCUUGUGUGCCUCUCAUCACAUGUCCUGAAGCGUCUCCUCUUAUUGGUGCUUUGCUGCAGCAGCAGAUGACUUGCAUCAGAGAAGGUCUGAGUGAAAACUUCCUUGAUGCUCUACACUCUGCCUACUCCAGAUGCGACCUGCUACUGGACGAGCAGGCAGUUGUUUCUCUGUGGUAUCAGAGCUUACCCAGCCUGGAGGAAGCUGUGCUCAAUCUGUUGGUGUCUGCUACUGCAGCAGGAUCAACACCAAGCAAGGUGGAGGAGCAAGUGUCCAAGUCGUUAUUGCCUAAAGCUUGUGCUCAGCAUUGUUCAGUAUUCCUGGUUGUAAAUGACAUCUUCAGAACUGUUCUUAAACAGACUGAAAGGAAUGAGCGUGUUAAGAAUGUUUUUCAAGCAUUUACCAAAUGCUUCUUCAUGGAGCUUUCACGGUUGCAGCCUCAGCCAUCUGCAUCUUUAAAAGCCUUCUUCCCACAGUCCCCUCCAAGUCUUCUGAUUCCUCUCUUUACCAUGCCUUCAGAGAUGCCUCAGGAGAGUUUGAAAAACCACCUGAUGUGGGUCAGCAGCUCAUUACAGAGGCUGACUGAGGAGGACGAAGACGAGGAAGACUCAGAUAGUAGCAACAUCAGAGGGAACCAUAAAGUGUUUGAGGCGUGGUUCCUGCUGGUUCAGUGUGCCUACUGGGUGCAGGUGGCGGUCCAGCUGCUAGUCACAUCAGGUCCCGAAAACUGUGGUCCCCUCCUCUGGUUACUGACCUUUUAUCAUCAUCCCACCAACAGGUGGCACCACAGAGCUUCACAGCUGGUCCAAGCCAAAGCAGCGUGGGACCACCUGUACAGUCUUUUCUCCAUUGUAGCUCGUCCUCUGUCUGCUGACCACCUGCAGUCUUUUAUCAGUCUGCUGGCACCGAAACCUCAGCAGCCGUCACUUGCCCCGUCGUUGACCCUUAAUCUUUUGGUUAACUUUGCUACUUUUGGUCAACUUCCACAGAGUACAUCAGCAGAGAUUACACAGAAGGUGGUGCAUCAGUCUGGUCUGCAGGAUGAAGCAGCACGUGUUCUCAGCUUGCUGCGUCUCAGACUGAAUGACCGAGGCAGCUUUGCAAGCGACAGAGUUCAUCUCAGGAUCGAGGAACUUCACAACACAAUAAAAAAAACACAAAUGUAAGCCAGAUGCACUCUCACAAACUGACACAUAGCUGUGUUGUCCUACGUUGGCGGGAGGCUGUUGAAAACAACACAGUGAGGACAGAUAACAGGACAUGUGGAGGACACAGUUAUAAACACACACGUAAGGCAGUUACAUGUCCCACAAGCACUGCUGAGCAGCAAUAGAUGCCCGAGUUAGGAAGCAUCUGCGUGUAUGUGUCAGAGUCCGCCCGCUCACUAAAUUUCUACAAUAUAUGUCUCAUCAAACUGCACAGGCUGAACGCAGGACAACAGUAAGAAAUACCCAACAGUACCAGUGAUUGUGCUUUACCUGUGCAAACCUACUGUGCAUGGAGAGUAGAUUAUUGUAUGUUAUAAACUGUAAAUAGUUCUGUUCAUUUGUGUAUUUCUUUGUAAUUGGGAAGAAUCACAUUUACUAUAACAAACUCACAAAUGUAAAUGCAUAUAUUCUUAAUAUUUCAGAUUUCUAUGAAGAAUGUAGACAUUUCCUUGAUGUCUAGUUUUAAUUUGUAAAUUUACAGUGAAAUUGUAUUUAUUUACCCAUGAAAAAAGAAAAGAUAAAAAUCUAUCUACUUUCCUGUAUGUGUUCAGACAAGAGAUGCAUUUAUGUCAUAGCACAGGAUUUCAACUAUUUUGUCUGAUUCAUUUGUAAAUAUGGUUUGUAGCUCAUUCACUUCAGAAAAUUUGUGUUGAAUCUUAGAGCAUUUUCCGAACUGAGUUAUUGACAAAAAUAGAUUUUCCUAUGGUACUGUGAUUUGUAUCAAUGUGGCAGUCGAAAGAGAAACACUGACUUGCUUUGUUCUCUUACAGGAUAAACGUAUAUUUAAUUUUCACUCAUGCCAGAUUUAGAAUUUAGUUGCUUCUGUUUGCUUUCAUUAUUUGUUGUUUAAAAGAUGCAAUCUUUCAAAGCAGCUUGUGUUGCAUCUGUCUGGACUAGAUGGAAACUUUGCCACAAGGAGCAGGUGUUGCCUAGUUAUGCACUAUUUUAAUUUUUAUUUUCAAGUUGUCCCACAAAUUUGAAUGAAAUUUUAUAAGUAGAUUCCUGCAACUUUAAAAACAAAAACAGCACUGCAUUUCUUACAUUAGACUUAACCAAGUUUACUUCUGAUAUUUUGAACCUUCUUGGCUAAAGAUUUUUAAAUUUGGUUUAUACUGGUUUUGUCAUGUUCUCAUUAAUAGAUUCCUGUGUGAUAUAAAAAAAAACCUAAAACAUUGGGAUAAAGGAAUUUGAGUUUAGGAUAAACAGAAAACACAAGAAGCAACUCAUUUAUUUUUGUGUAAAUGUUUAUUUACUAUAAAAAUAUUAUUUUUCUAAAAUGUAUUAAACCAACACAGAAAAAUGC